Messenger RNA from Mus musculus (house mouse), 2557 nucleotides. It is a transcript of the gene Tm9sf1, whose product is annotated as transmembrane 9 superfamily member 1. Lineage: Eukaryota; Metazoa; Chordata; Mammalia; Rodentia; Muridae. The record is from RefSeq and is a predicted model, not a curated record. The transcript is spliced from 5 exons. The coding region runs from base 647 to 2158 and encodes 503 amino acids. Gene Ontology annotation, cellular component: membrane; autophagosome membrane; lysosomal membrane.
UGUCCGGGCUGCGGUGCUGCUCGCCGGGACGACCACUGGCAUCGCUCGGUGGCUCGGGGAGCGAGCAUCGUGGAAUCCGUGGCCGGGCCGGAUUGCGGGCGAACCAGAGCUCUUCCAGGAGCAUUCGAAUGAGCCGAGGGCGGACGCCGGCGACGUGGCAGCAGCCGCGGCAAUCAGGCGCAGCGGCGGACAACCCGGAGGAGGUCCGUCGUCAGGUCCUCCGCAAGCCUACCGCUCCGGCGCCGCUGUCUGGAAGACCGGGGCAGAAGCCCAAGGGCAGCUACGGGGCCCCGUGAGGCCACUGGCGCCUCUUUGGCCAGCCGGUACCUCGCAGUGAGGACCCUGGAGCUGCGGCGAGUGCCCCUUCCGUAGCAGCGAGCCCGCCGGGCGUUGCUAUAGAAACGGGUUGGCACGCGCAGCCCCGGGCUGGGGAGGCCUAGAGGCGUGAACCCUAGGUUGGGAGUACUAUUGAGUGCACGCCAGGCCCCGUCUUUGGGAUAGAUAAGUUCUGUGGUGUGGGGAUCGGGAGGCCGAAGGGAGGAGGUGGAGCCAAUGGGCACUUGAGAGACCAGAACCGGGUCAUCAUGAUUUGAUUCCUAGUUUCUGUAACCACGGGAUUCCCCCAACAGGUUCUGCUGCCUUAAGGAUGACAGUCCUAGGGUACCCUCGAAGUUGGAGCUGCCAUUGUUUGCCAGUCCUGAUACUGUUGCUGGGCAUAGGCCAUGGGCCAUGGGUGGAAGGUGUCACACACUACAAGCCCGGCGACCCUGUCAUUCUAUAUGUCAACAAAGUGGGACCCUACCAUAACCCUCAGGAAACUUACCACUACUAUCAGCUUCCAGUCUGCUGUCCUGAGAAGAUCCGCCACAAAAGUCUUAGUUUGGGUGAAGUUCUGGAUGGGGACCGAAUGGCCGAAUCUUUGUACGAGAUCCGCUUUCGGGAGAAUGUGGAGAAGAGAAUUCUGUGUCACAUGCAGCUCAGUUCUGCACAGGUGGAGCAGCUGCGCCAGGCCAUUGAGGAAUUGUAUUACUUUGAGUUUGUGGUCGAUGAUUUGCCAAUCCGUGGUUUUGUGGGCUACAUGGAAGAGAGUGGCUUCCUGCCACAUAGCCACAAGAUAGGCCUCUGGACACAUUUGGACUUCCACCUAGAAUUCCAUGGAGAUCGAAUUAUAUUUGCCAAUGUUUCGGUGCGGGACGUCAAGCCCCACAGCUUGGAUGGGCUGCGGUCUGAUGAAUUGCUGGGCCUUACUCACACUUACAGUGUGCGCUGGUCUGAGACGUCAGUGGAGCAUCGGAGUGACAGGCGCCGAGGUGAUGAUGGAGGCUUCUUUCCUCGAACCCUGGAAAUCCAUUGGUUGUCCAUCAUCAACUCCAUGGUGCUUGUGUUUUUACUGGUGGGUUUUGUGGCUGUUAUUCUAAUGCGUGUGCUUCGAAAUGACCUGGCUCGGUACAACCUAGACGAAGAGACGAGCUCUGGCGGCUCUAGUGACGACUUUGACCAGGGCGAUAAUGGCUGGAAAAUUAUCCAUACAGAUGUCUUCCGCUUCCCUCCAUACCGUGGUCUGCUCUGUGCUGUGCUUGGUGUGGGCGCCCAGUUCCUGGCCCUUGGCACUGGCAUUAUUGUCAUGGCGUUGCUUGGCAUGUUCAACGUGCACCGUCACGGGGCCAUUAACUCAGCAGCGAUCUUGUUGUAUGCCCUGACCUGCUGCAUCUCUGGCUACGUGUCGAGCCACUUCUACCGGCAAAUUGGAGGCGAGCGUUGGGUGUGGAACAUCAUUCUCACCAGCAGCCUCUUCUCUGUGCCUUUCUUCCUGACUUGGAGUGUGGUGAACUCAGUGCAUUGGGCCAACGGUUCAACACAGGCGCUGCCGGCCACAACCAUCCUGCUGCUGCUGACAGUCUGGCUGCUGCGCCAUCUCCGUGGAGCUGUACUACAUCUUUGCCACAGUCUGGGGUCGAGAGCAGUACACUCUGUACGGCAUCCUCUUCUUUGUCUUCGCCAUCCUGCUGAGUGUGGGGGCCUGCAUCUCCAUUGCGCUCACCUACUUCCAGCUGUCUGGGGAAGACUACCGCUGGUGGUGGCGAUCCGUGCUGAGCGUCGGCUCCACCGGCCUCUUCAUCUUCCUCUACUCAGUUUUCUACUAUGCCCGGCGCUCUAACAUGUCAGGGGCAGUACAGACAGUAGAGUUCUUUGGCUACUCUUUACUGACUGGCUAUGUCUUCUUCCUCAUGCUGGGUACCAUCUCCUUUUUUUCCUCUUUAAAGUUCAUCCGUUAUAUCUAUGUUAACCUCAAGAUGGACUGAGUUCUAAGCCACAGAACUCUGGCUCUUUCCUGCUUUCAUCAUGCCCCAUUGAUUUCACUUGAUAGCUUCUCUUCUGACCGAAUUGUGUGAUGGCAUUGUCGCCUUCCUUCCCUCUUUAGAGAGGACCUGGAAAUUAAAAAUCUCUAUUAUAUAAGGAAUAUAUAUAUUUGAACUUUUUAAGUUGCCUUACGUUUUGGUCCUGAUUUUUUUUUUCUUUUUACAAUUAUUAAAAUAAAAUUUAUUAAGAAAAAGGA